Messenger RNA from Ceratosolen solmsi marchali, 2679 nucleotides. It is a transcript of the gene Mlh1, whose product is annotated as DNA mismatch repair ATPase Mlh1. Lineage: Eukaryota; Metazoa; Arthropoda; Insecta; Hymenoptera; Agaonidae. The coding region runs from base 83 to 2575 and encodes 830 amino acids. Gene Ontology annotation, molecular function: ATP-dependent DNA damage sensor activity; mismatched DNA binding; ATP binding. The record is from RefSeq and is a predicted model, not a curated record. The transcript is spliced from 8 exons. Gene Ontology annotation, biological process: mismatch repair. Gene Ontology annotation, cellular component: MutLalpha complex.
AAGGGAAAAAGUAGAAUUUUUAUUUUAAAGAACGUUUUCAUAAUGAUUAUUUUGCUAAGAAUAUAAGUUAUUGAAAUAGAAGAUGACGAUUCCGGGACGAAUAAGAAAACUGGACGAAAGCGUAAUAAAUCGCAUUGCUGCCGGUGAAAUAAUUCAAAGGCCAGCAAACGCUCUAAAGGAAUUAAUCGAGAACAGCCUCGAUGCUAAAUCCACCAACAUUCAAAUUUGGGCAAAGGAAGGAGGCUUAAAGUUACUGCAGAUUCAAGACAACGGUACAGGCAUUCGUGUAGCUGAUUUGGCUAUAGUCUGCGAACGUUUUACCACCAGUAAAUUACAAGAUUUCGAUGACCUCCAGUCAAUUUCAACUUAUGGUUUUAGAGGGGAAGCUUUGGCUAGCAUUAGUCACAUCGCACAACUCACUAUCACGACCAAAACAAUAAACGAAAAGUGUGCUUACAGGGCAUCUUAUAUCGAUAGUAAAUUAAAGGGGCCUCCUGUUCCUUGCGCCGGCAAUCAAGGAACAAUAAUAACAAUUGAAAAUUUAUUUUAUAACGUUGAGACACGUAGAAAGGCAUUGUCAACUUACACGGAAGAAUUUGUAAAAAUUUUAGACGUUGUUAAUAAAUAUGCCAUUCAUAAUCCAAAUGUAGGAUUUACUUUAAAAAAGCAUGGUGAGCUGGUAACACAAAUUCGCACUCCACAAUCAUCUACUAAAAUCAAUAAUAUACGUCUUUUAUAUGGGAAUAAUAUUGUAAAAGAAUUAUUGGAAGUUGAAUUAGAUGACCACGUAUACAAAUUUAAAUUACACGCAUUGAUAACAAAUGCUAAUUAUUCGAGCAAAAGAUUGACGCUCUUGCUAUUUAUUAAUCAUCGAUUAGUCGAUUCAAAUCCUUUAAAAAAAACUAUUGAAGAUUUAUAUACUGUAUAUUUACCAAAAAAAUCACAUCCAUGGUGCUACAUUUCCUUAGAAAUAGAUUCCCAAAAUAUCGAUGUUAAUGUACAUCCAACGAAACACGAGGUGCGAUUUCUUUAUGAAGACAUAAUCAUUGAAAAAAUAAAAAAUACACUCGAUGAAAAGCUUACUUCGAAUAAUUCAUCUAGAACUUUUUACAUUCAAGCUAAACUUCCAAAAGUUGACAUUACAAAAGAAAUUAUGCAAGAAGCUUUACCAGACACGCAAAAUGAAUCGAGUAAGAUGAAAAAAAUUCAGCCAAAAGAUAUGAUACGAACGUGCUCGUCCGAUCAAAAAUUAGAUAAAUUCAAUUUCACCAGUUCCUUUAUAAAUAAAUAUAGUAUUACAAGUAUUAAUAAAGAAGAUAGAUUAAAUACUAAUAUAGAAGACGCGGAGGAUAUUGGUAUACAAAAUACACAUGGUACUGAUAUAGAGGAUGCACAAGACAUUGGUAUACAAGAUACACAGAACAUUAAUAUGGACGAUUCGCAGACUAUUAAUAUAGAAGAGACACAAGAUAGUAGUAUAGAAGAUACAGAGUAUAAUAGGCUAGAAGAGACACAAGAUAUGAAUAUAGAAGAUGCACAGGAUAUUGUUAUACAAGAUACACAGGAUCUUAAAAUAAAAGAUAAGCACGAUAUUGAUAUAUCUAAGGAUACAGAAGCUUAUAUUGAUGAUUCGGAUUUCUCAAACGAUUCAAAUAUUACAGUGGAAACUAAGGACAUUUGCAGAUCAGUAAGUGCAGAAAACGAUGAUUCGGAUAUGCAAAAGGACUCUAACGAAUCAUUCAAAAGCAAUUCUAGUUGUUCUGCUCUAGAAGAGAAUGAAAAUAGCGAUACAUGUUCUAAAAAAAGUAGACAACCCAUUGAUUUCAAAUCAUAUUCUGUUAAUGAAGUACGAAUAGAGACGAAAUUAUUGAGUGUAUUAACAUUACGAAAGGAAAUAGAAGAUACGUAUCACGAAGGAUUACGUGACAUACUUUCUAAUUUGAUUUUUAUUGGAUGCAUCGAUGAAUGCUCAGCAUUAAUUCAAAGUGGAAUUAAUCUGUACAUUUGUAAUACUCAAAAACUUGCGGAAGAACUUUUUUAUGAAAUUAUGCUGUACGAUUUUGCUAACUAUGGGGUGAUAAAAUUUUCAGAACCAUUAUUAAUUCAAGAUUUAGCGAUACUUGGACUUGAAUGCGAGGAAGCAGGUUGGUCAGAGAGCAUAGGAGAUAAGAAAGAUUUGGCAAUGCGUGUGCAAGAAUUAUUACUUGAAAAAUCUGAUAUGUUAAGACAAUAUUUUUCAAUAUGUAUAGAUAAAAAAGGAUACCUUAAGUCUUUACCAAUUUUAUUAGAAAAUUAUAUUCCCAGUCAAGGAGAGAUACCGUUAUAUUUGUUAAGAUUGUCAACCGAAGUGAAUUGGACGAAAGAAAAGCCAUGCUUUAAUGACGUUUGUCGGGAAACCGCAAAGUUUUAUAGUAAAGUAGACAUUACAAAUGAUUCGUGGAAAAAUAUAACUGAAAAUAUCUUAUAUAAUGCUAUAAAGGAAAGCCUUUUACCUCCAAAACAUUUCUCAUACGAUUCGACAAUUUUGGAAAUAACGAGUUUACCUAGUUUAUAUAAAGUUUUCGAACGCUGCUAAAGUGAAUGUUGAAAUAUUGUAAAAUUUUUGUAAGUAAAAUGUUUGGUGAUAUAAAAAUAAGAAUAGUUUUGUACAAAACACUGUUAUGCUUAUAAAUUGAAAAA